AUGGUAAAGCAGAAGAAGAAAAUUCAGGCUUCACUCCACACCUUACCUGCUGGUUCAAACCAUCCUGCACCUGUUUGCCGCAAGCUCAUGAAAAGGCCUGAGGACGUUAUGAAGCGACUACAGGCGAGAAUUUCCAGCUACAGAAAGACGAUAGCCAGACUGCGGAAACAGCAGCUGAAGACGCCUCUGACAGCUUCUCAAGCUCUGGAAAUAAUUCGGCCUCAUGUUUCUGAAGAGUGCAAGCGUGAGAGACCUAAAGCUAAUAACACUUUAGAAAAGCUAGCUAAAUGGCUAACCCAUAACAAAUUAGUUCCCAAUAUAGCGAAAACAAACUACAUAAUUUUUGCCCCGAAAAACAAACUAAUUUUAAACAUACCUCAGCUUUCGUUUGCAAGUAUUAACAUAACUCGAGUGUACCAUACUAAAUUUUUAGGACUAACACUUGACCAUCAGUUAACAUGGCACCAACACGUAAAAGACACAACUAAUAAGAUAUAUCGAAACAUACCGAUUCUAUAUAAACUACGGCACAUAUUUUCCUUACGAACCCCCCAAAUGCUUUAUCACAGCUUAAUUCAUACUCACAUUUCGUACGGGUUAUCCUUUUAUGGACUGACAUAUAAAACAACACUAAAACCCAUAGAACUUGCCCAGAACACGACACUACGAGCAAUGCCGUUUGUUAAUAGGCGCGAAAGCGCUCAAUUUGCGUACCGCUUCCUCAACAUUUUAACAGUUAAUCAAUGCCUCGAUUACCGUGUAGCAUUAUUAACGCUUAAG
This is a messenger RNA of Ixodes scapularis (black-legged tick), 780 nucleotides long. RefSeq lists its product as uncharacterized. The annotation marks the transcript as partial. The record is from RefSeq and is a predicted model, not a curated record. The transcript is spliced from 3 exons. NCBI's taxonomy places the organism in Eukaryota, Metazoa, Arthropoda, Arachnida, Ixodida, Ixodidae.